Messenger RNA from Somion occarium, 1740 nucleotides. NCBI's taxonomy places the organism in Eukaryota, Fungi, Basidiomycota, Agaricomycetes, Polyporales, Cerrenaceae. The record is from the annotation of a GenBank genome assembly.
CAGUGCGGCUUGUUCGUUCACAUCCACGUCGAGCAUGCUCAGAGCGUAACGACCUUUGAAAUUCCAACCUGCUCUGGAAUUUCGGCUUAUAGUCACACCUUCGUGGUGUUGUUCUAACAGGCAUGGCUACUAUCGUCCUAACAGAAGCUUGUUCAACCCAUAUUAGUGGCCACAUAACCCUGACGUCCCCGAAACAAGAGGAUGCAUUGGAGCAAACCCGAAGGCGUAUCUGCAUCACACUCGCGCGCAGGCUCGUGAACACACUGGAAAAGAAACCAGAAUCGGAUUUCUUGCACCUGAUAGAUGAGACUGUAGAAGCCUACCAUCGCCGACUAGGGAAUGCCAAAGGGACUGCCCAAAAACACGCCAUCCGCCUGGAUGAGCCACAUGUAAUUCAUAAAAGCGCGUCGAGCAAUGUAGAGCGCGAUCAACGCAAAAUAAUACGCAAAAUUGACUCCAUCGCCAUACCUGCCAGCACUCCUAUCAUAGUAUCUAACUUCGCACCAAACGCUCUCGCCUUAUUUUUCCCACUCCGCAUAUCAACACAACGCUAUGAUUUACCUAUACAAAUACAGCGUCGAUUACCCAGCCUUGUUCAAGAGGGGAAAUGUCUGCACCAGCUGGGCUCACGUUCCAUCGUGAAGUUGAAUGACUCCGUGGUGAUGAAGAUGGGUCGUAAUCUCGGCCACGAAGAAGAGAGCAUCCUUCAAUACGUCGCAAAGCACACGUCGAUUCCUGUCCCGACCCCUUUGGGCAGUUUCGAUGUGGGUGAGACAUCAUGCGUCCUCUUCUCGUAUGUCCCAGGGGAGCAACUGGAUAAGCGAUGGCCCAGUCUUCAGGAUCACCAGAAAAUAUCCAUACGCCGUCAGUUGGACGAAAUGAUGGUUCAAUUACGUCGACUCCCACAUCCUUCAGGCACGCCUCUAGGAUCACUCUCGCGCCCUCACGUCUGCAAAGAUAUUCACAUGUUCUCGAUCACAAGUUCUCCUAAUAUAAUGGAUAUGACUACCUUCCACAACUUCCUCAUAUCAAAACCACAUCCUGGAGUUGCGCUGAGGUAUCUUCGAUGGCUACGAAGGUUGCUCAGAGAUGACUAUCGGAUCGUCUUGACUCAUGGUGAUCUUCACAUGCGAAAUAUCAUGGUGGAGGACGCACCGAAUGAUGAGAUCCGAAUCACUGGUAUCAUCGAUUGGGAAUUUGGUGGAUGGUAUCCCGAAUACUGGGAGUUGUAUAGGGCGCUCAAUACGAGAGGAGGAAGAGAUGAAAGUGAUUGGUGGGACUAUUUGCCACAAGAGAUCUUGGGAUACGAUCGCGAAAUCGUGGAACAUCGAGUGGUCGAGCUGUCUAUGAAGUACUGAUCGUUCCCAAAUAGCCCCUCGUGUGUCCGGGCAAUCCCAGUAUCCAUUCCCCAACUCUAUGUUACGACAAUAUACCUGAUAAUCGACAUACACUCAGAAAUCUCUGUAAUCAGCUUCGAGCUCAUCCCUCGCCGUAUCGGCCUCGUGAUCCCCGAUCAGCCCCUCCUCGUACAAUUUGUCCACACAUUCAAUAAUCCAAUCCUGACAUGUCCAACCCAAAGCCUUUCCUAUCGGCACUUUUUUAAGGACCCUCUUAAUAUCCUCUAUCGUUUCUUCGGCGUCGAUGGCGUCGGUUAUCUGGAUAGACUUGAUAUAUCGAGCACUUUGCAUAGGAUCGGCGUCCAAUUCUUCGAACUCACAACGCCCAGUCAGAUCCGUUACU